Messenger RNA from Frankliniella occidentalis (western flower thrips), 764 nucleotides. RefSeq names its product EKC/KEOPS complex subunit Tprkb-like. Lineage: Eukaryota; Metazoa; Arthropoda; Insecta; Thysanoptera; Thripidae. Gene Ontology annotation, cellular component: cytosol; EKC/KEOPS complex; nucleus. Gene Ontology annotation, biological process: tRNA threonylcarbamoyladenosine modification; telomere maintenance via recombination. The transcript has a single exon. Bases 7 to 552 code for a protein of 181 amino acids. The record is from RefSeq and is a predicted model, not a curated record.
AGCAUUAUGGAAGACAAAAGUAAAGUUAUUUGUGAAGCACUAGAUCCAUCGACUGGCCUUUUUAUAUCAAUGGCUCUACUUCGAGAUGUGAAAAAUGCAAAAGACCUAAAAGAGAAGGUUAUGUCAGGUGCCUUGAAGUGUGCUAUUAUGAAACCAUCUCUAAUUGUUGAUCCCUUCCAAGUUAUCGUUGCUGCCAACAAAGCUGCCGUCAGUUAUAUUAAUAAUAAAAUGGUGACGAAGAGUAUGUAUACGGAGUUAUUGUUUAAUCUCUCAAUAUCGAAGAAUAUUACACAGUCUCUGGUAAAGUUUGGCAUUCAUGAAAGUGAUGACGAUGUCUUUAUAGCAACAAUUCACAAGAAAAAUGAAUCAGGCAUUUUGGAAAUUUUAUCAGAAAUUUCUGGUGAAUUGGUGCCUUUGGUUGAACUAAAAAAUUUGUUUGAUAGUAGCCUUAUUUGUAAAUCAUAUAAACUUAGUGAAUUUGAGAAAAAUAAUUCACUUAUACUAGACUCCAUAGUGAGCCGGAUAGCAACCAGUGACUUUGUUACUUACUAAAAUAACUGCACCGCAUGAAUUUGUAUUGAUAGAAAAUCAUAUCUUGCUAAUUUUCAUUAAACUUACUAUUUUCCUAGUGCUGGUGUCUCUGUAUCCUUCAUAAAUAUUGUAACAUUGUAAACCAAUGAUUUAAUAAGACUAAAAUCUUUUCUGUUCUUUUAAAAAAAAGAGUAGUUUGUGAUCUGUUUGUAAUAAAAUAAUUCUGUACGAGA